AUGGCGGUGAAGAGCAAAACCCAGAACUCGAACAGCUUCAUCAUGCUGGAGGGCAAGAAAGGAGGGCCGAAGAAGCAGCAGCAGCAGGAACCGGAAGAGGAUAGCGACAUGCUGGACAGCGAGGCGGAGGAGGACGACGAUGAAAUGGAGCUCGAAGACGAUGAGUCCAUAGCCCCGGAAGAUGACGAUUCGGACGAGGACGAAGGGGAGGAGUCGGAUGAGGCGCCGGCGCAGGUUCCGGCGAAGGGCAACAAAAAGCAGGGAAAGGCCAACAACACUCCCACCAAGGCCAACAAAGCCGGCAAGGUUGCCCCGGCGAAGGCGUCUCCGAAGGUCGGCGGCUCACCCAAUGGCACACAGUCGAAGCAAUCCAUUUCGGAUCGGCUGGCGCGAACCGUUUGCGUCAAGCACCUGAAGCCCACCAGCACCGAUGAGCAUGUGGUGCAGUUCUUCGCCGACGUGGGCAAAUGCAAGUUGGCGAGGCGUGUGCGCAGCAAGGCCCUGGCGAUCGUGAUGUUCGACAAUGCGGGUCAGGUGGAGAAGGCCCUCCGUAAAAGCGGUGAAGCGUUGAAUGGGCAUCCGGUGGUGGUGGAACGGUCCAAGUUUGGUUCAACGACCACCGAAGCACAUAAGGCGAAGAAAAAGCUUCGCACGAAGGAAAGGCGGGAAGCGCGGCGUCUGAAGGCGAAACAGCAACCGGCGGGCGUCAAGGGCGGCAAUCAGAAGUGGCGGAAGCAGAAGGGAAAAGCGGGCGGGGCGAAACCGAAUGCCAACAAGCAACAGGCGCCGAAAGGCAAAAAGGAGAAGAAAUAA
Anopheles merus is the source of this 813-nucleotide messenger RNA. RefSeq names its product nucleolin-like. Bases 1 to 813 code for a protein of 270 amino acids. Gene Ontology annotation, molecular function: RNA binding. Lineage: Eukaryota; Metazoa; Arthropoda; Insecta; Diptera; Culicidae. The record is from RefSeq and is a predicted model, not a curated record. The transcript has 2 exons.